AUUUUUUUAUGACUACAAUUAACCUGAUUCUUUCGGAUACAGGAGCUGGCCAGGAAACUUACAAAGAAAAACAGUUUCUCUUCCUAGUUUCCCAGAAACUUCUAUUCAUUUUUGAAUAAUUAUAUUUUUAGCAGAAUGGUUAAUGCAGUCGCCCUUUCUGCAGAUGAGAAAUAUCAUCUCAUCUCCAGAAAUUUGCAAGAAGUACUAGGAGAAGAUAAAAUAAAGAGUAUAUUGAAAGAACGAGACUUGAAAAUUUAUUGGGGUACCGCUACAACUGGAAAACCCCAUGUUGCAUACUUCGUUCCUAUGUCCAAAAUAGCAGAUUUUUUAAGGGCAGGUGCAGAAGUAACAAUUUUAUUCGCCGAUCUUCAUGCUUAUUUGGAUAAUAUGAAAGCGACUUGGGAACUUUUGGAGCCUAGAGUUCAAUAUUAUGAACAAAGCAUCAAGGCUAUGUUGAGUUCGAUAGGUGUACCAUUAGAUAAAUUGAAAUUUGUUAAAGGCACGAAUUAUCAGUUGUCCAAGGAAUACACAUUAGAUGUUUAUCGAUUAUCUUCAUUAAUAACUGAGCAUGAUGCUAAGAAAGCUGGUGCUGAAGUUGUUAAACAAGUUGAUCAUCCUCUUCUUAGUGGACUGCUUUAUCCAGGUUUGCAAGCUUUAGAUGAGGAAUACUUGAAAGUAGAUGCACAGUUUGGGGGAAUUGAUCAAAGGAAAAUAUUCACAUUUGCAGAAAAAUAUUUGCCACAAUUAGGUUACCAGAAGAGAGCUCAUCUGAUGAACCCAAUGGUUCCUGGAUUAACUGGAGGAAAAAUGUCUUCUUCUGAAGAAGAUAGUAAAAUUGACCUUCUAGAUUCUGCUGCAAAUGUAAAGAAAAAGUUGAAGAAAGCUUUCUGUGAGCCUGGGAAUAUCGAAAAUAAUGGCUGCCUCUCUUUUGUUAAACAUGUUAUAUUUCCUCUCCUUAAGCCAAGUGAAAAGUUCAUUUUACCUAGACAUGCAGAUCAUGGAGGAGACCUUGCAUUUGAUAAGUUUGAAGAUCUGCAGCAGGCAUUUGCCAAAGAAGAAGUUCAUCCUGGUGAUUUAAAAAGUGCAAUGGAAAUUUACCUCAAUAGACUAUUGGACCCUAUCAGAAAAACAUUUGAAGACAAGAAGCUGAAGGAAUUGACUGCAAGAGCAUAUCCAGUUCCUGGCAAACAAAAAGGAUCAAAUCAACAGCAAAAUCAAGCUAAUGAUGAACUUGUACCAAGCCGAUUAGAUAUUAGGGUGGGGAAAAUUGUUGAAGUUUCCAGACAUCCUGAUGCAGAUGCCCUAUAUGUAGAGAAGAUUGAUUUAGGUGAAGCAGCUCCUCGAACAAUUGUUAGUGGUCUUGUGAAUUUUAUUCCCAUCGAAGAGAUGAAAGACAGAAUGGUAGUUGUGUUAUGUAAUUUGAAACCAGCAAAAAUGAGGGGUGUUGAAUCCCAGGGAAUGGUGCUUUGUGCUUCAGUGGAUGAUCCCAAACAGGUAGAAACUUUGAUUCCACCAGAAGAUGCUAUACCAGGUGAAAAGGUUUAUGUUGAGAACUACGAAUCAGGAAACCCUGAUGAAGUGCUGAACCCCAAGAAGAAAGUGUGGGAAAAAUUACAAGUUGAUUUAAAAACCAAUUCUGAGUGCAUUGCACAGUGGCAAGGAAAUAAUUUAUUAACAAAGUCAGGUGGAAAAAUUAAAAGUAAAUCAAUGGCUGCUGCUCCAAUAAAAUAAGGUUGAGAAUAAAUAAUUUUAUUCAAUUUUUAUUAUUGACACAAUAUACAAGAUCACACAA
This is a messenger RNA of Coccinella septempunctata (seven-spotted ladybird), 1792 nucleotides long. Its product is annotated as tyrosine--tRNA ligase, cytoplasmic. Gene Ontology annotation, biological process: tyrosyl-tRNA aminoacylation. Lineage: Eukaryota; Metazoa; Arthropoda; Insecta; Coleoptera; Coccinellidae. The transcript has 6 exons. Bases 136 to 1731 code for a protein of 531 amino acids. The record is from RefSeq and is a predicted model, not a curated record. Gene Ontology annotation, molecular function: tyrosine-tRNA ligase activity; tRNA binding; ATP binding.